Molecule: messenger RNA, 1170 nt
Organism: Funneliformis mosseae
Lineage: Eukaryota; Fungi; Glomeromycota; Glomeromycetes; Glomerales; Glomeraceae
Source: the annotation of a GenBank genome assembly
AUGCUAUUCGAUAAUUGUCAAGAAUGUCAUCAAUCCAGAUCCGCCUAUGAUUGGUGUAAGCCGUGUAAUUCUAAACAUUUUCAAAGUGAUUUCGGUAAUUGGACGAGCGGUAAUAAGAACAUUGACCAAUUAAUUCAAAGGAUACAAUUAAAUUCUUCAUCAAGUCAGGAGAUAAUCGAGUGGAUCCCAGAAAAUCGAUUGAAAAUUCAAGAGCAUGUAGGAAAAGGUAGGUUUGGUACGGUUUAUAAGGCGAUUUGGAAAGAUGGGUGUAUCAGUUAUUGGAAUUAUAAGGAAAAGUGUUGGGAAAGAUGCGAAGAAAAUUGCGUCGUUGCAGUUAAAGUUUUAAAUAAAUCUAAAAGGAUUAAAUUGGAUUUGUUGAACCAGAUCUUCUCUGCUCAAAAAUAUAACGUUACGGGUAAACUACAAGCACAUUCGCUAUGGUUGGAAAAGUUGGAAAUAUUAAUGGACAUUUCAUCAACGUUAAUGCAACUUCAUAAUGAGGGAUUGCUUCAUGAAAAUUUACAUACAAAUAAUAUAUUACGUAGCGCGGAUUAUAAAACGUACUUGAGUGAUUUAGGAUUGACCUAUCCCCCAAACAAGUUAAAUCCAAAGAUAAUAACGAAAAUCUUGGGUUGUUCAAAUAAUUAUGGAUUAUUAAAUUUCCUUCCACCCGAAAUAAUUAAUGGAAAACCAUAUACAAAAGAAUCUGAUAUUUAUUGUUUGGGGUUGAUAUUUUGGGAAAUUUCUUUACAAAAACCAUUUCAUAAUUUAAUAAUGAAAGAGAAACCUCCUUUUAAAAUCGAAAAACCAGAAUUAUUUACAAAUGCUCGAUUACCUUACCCGUUAGAAUUAUUAAUUAGCGAAUGCUGGGAUCAUAAUCCAAGCAAUCGCCCUACUAUUAAAUAUAUCCAUAAAAAAUUAAAUGAAUGGUGGAUGAGUUCUUGGAAUAACUCCAUGGAUAACAUUUUAAAUCCUUUUAUAAAUCCUAAUCGACCUAGAUUUAAUUCUGCAAAAAAAUUUGACCCGAUUUAUAUAUAUGGCGUCCUGAAAAUUCCAAAUAAUGAUAAGGUUCACUUUAUGUCCGAACAAUGUGACCGAUUUAAUUUUAAAUAUCAAGAAAUUGUAAGCAAAAGCAUGGUUAAUCUUAUUCUUCAAUAUAUCGCUGUUUAA